AUGAAGGGUAUAGACAAAUAUGGUUCAGAUGCAUUUCAGCAAAUCAAGCAAGAUAUGCAAAGUCUGAGGUCUGUAUCCCAACUAAGAACAAGAUACACGAACUUUUUAGAUCCCACUAUAGACAAAAGUCCAUGGACAAACGAGGAAAAAGAAACACUUGUUCGAUUGUAUAAAGAGAUAGGAAAUCUAAAGGCUGUUCGAGCCAAGAUAAAUAGCAGGCGAAGCAUAAAAGACAUGGGAGUGACAUAUAUCUUUACUCUUGUUUCCAUUGUUUUGCUAUACUUUGGUUCUUUGUACAUUGUAUCAAGGCGACCUUCUAUAGACUAUACUAUUGUUCAAGACGAAGAAGAAGAGGAGAAACCUAUUACUGAAAUUUAUGGUAAAUCUUGUCAAAACAUACUAUCAUCCCUUGCUGCUGCCAGAAAAAACAAGGAAAAGGCCGUUAUUGUUGCACUAGUCAGAAACAGUGAGAUAGGUGCCAUGAGACGUACAAUGAGAGACUUUGAGGAUCGUUUUAACCGAAAAUAUAAUUAUCCUUAUGUAUUUUUAAAUGACGAGCCAUUUAGUGAAGAAUUCAAAGGUGCUGUUUCAGCCAUGACAAAUGCUGAAACUAAAUUUGGACUUGUGCCGGAAAGUAUGUGGUCUGUACCUAAGCACGUCAAUCAGACUGUGAUGAACCAACAAUUAAGUGACUACGCUGCUCGUGGUGUUAUGUAUGGUGGUUCUUUGUCUUACCGUCAUAUGUGUCGAUUCAAUUCUGGAUUCUUUUAUCGUCAUCCUCUUUUAGAUGAAUACGAUUACUAUUGGCGUAUUGAACCUGGUGUUAGUUUCUAUUGUGAUCUUGAUUAUGAUCCUUUCCAUUUCAUGAAAGAAAACGGCAAAGAAUAUGGCUUCACUAUUACUUUGAAGGAAAUACCAGAGACUAUUCCUACCCUAUGGGAACAUACUAUGAAAUUUGCUCAACAACAUGAACUCAAUACGACUCUACUAAGAUUCUUUGGUGACCCUAAACAAGGUUACAAUCUGUGUCACUAUUGGUCUAAUUUCGAAAUUGCUAGCCUGAAUUUAUGGCGAGAUGAACGAUAUCAAGCUUAUUUCGAUUAUUUAGACAAAACAGGCAACUUUUUCUAUGAACGAUGGGGUGAUGCUAUUGUCCAUAGUCUGGCUGCUGGUCUAUUUUUGAACAAGAAUCAAGUCCAUUUCUUUAAUGAUAUUGGAUAUCGUCAUGAUCAUUUCACUCAUUGUAUUAAUGAUGGUGAUCUUGGCAGAUGCAUGUGUCCAGAGAGCUUCCAGAAUGCUGAUACAAUGUGGGGAUCCUGUCUUGCUAGCUGGAAGGAUUACCCUGAAGAAGGUCUUCAAUGGAACUUUAAGGCCAAUGGGAAGCACGAAGGCAAAUUUGAUCAACCUGCUGUGAUUCCUCAUGGUAAUGCUGAUAUAGAAUUACAAUAA
Molecule: messenger RNA, 1449 nt
Organism: Gilbertella persicaria
Lineage: Eukaryota; Fungi; Mucoromycota; Mucoromycetes; Mucorales; Choanephoraceae
Product: nucleotide-diphospho-sugar transferase
Exons: 7
Coding region: 1-1449 (482 amino acids)
Biological process (GO): protein N-linked glycosylation; cell wall mannoprotein biosynthetic process
Cellular component (GO): Golgi apparatus; membrane
Molecular function (GO): alpha-1,2-mannosyltransferase activity
Source: RefSeq, a predicted model, not a curated record